GAGAUAAUGAAUGACUGAGCAGAGAGCAGAAAUCAUUCAGUGAAGAGCUUCAGACUUUAUCUUCUGCUUGAUAGCUUCUAGUUUCUCCAGCAGCUUCUGUUUCUGGAGAUUAAAAAGUGGUCUUCCUCUCUUUCUAACAGGACCCAUCAGAGACCAGACCCUCCUGAACCUGAACCUGAACCCAGCUGUGUGUCCAUGAAGACAUCACUACUUUAAAAAAGAAGGCGACCUGUAAGGGACCGGCCAGUUAAAAUGGAGGAGAGGAGAAGGAAGAGGCAACGGAAGAGCAAGAAGGAAGGGGAGGAACAUAUUGAAAUAAAGAGCCAAAGACUGAGGACCCAUCAGAGACCAGACCCUGCUGAACCUGAACCUGAGCCCAGCUGUGUGUCCUUUAAGAGCAACCAGUCAAAGGGGGAUUUCAUUGAUUUUAAACGUGUUUCUGACAAAAAACUAUCUGCUGAUGGAAGGAUCCAGAGACCAGAGUCUCCUGAACCUGAACCCAGCUGUUUGUCCUUCAAGAGUAACCAGUCAAAGGAUGAUUUUAUAGAUUUUAAACAAAGACAUCCAUCUGACAGAAAGACCCAGCAGAGACCAGAGUCCCCUGAACCUGAACCCAGCUGUGUGUCCUUCAAGAGUGAUCACUCACAUCAAGGCCUCAUUGAUUUUAAAGGUCAACAACCCUCUGCUGAAAAGAGAGUGGACCAGGAGAGCUCAGAGGUUCCCAGUGGUCAGUCUGCCCAGCAGCAUCAAACACACCUAGACUCCAUAUUUAUGCUGCUGGAGGAUAACAUUGUCAUGUUUGUGAAGAACGAGCUGAAGAAGAUCCAGAAGGUUCUGAGUCCAGAUUACCCAGAAUGCUCAGAGAGUCAAAGGAAGGAUGAGGAUUCAGAGCUGAGGAGGAGCAGAGAGGCAUUUCUGAAGAUCACACUGCACUUCCUGAGGACAAUGAAGCAGGACGAGCUGGCUGACCGUCUGCAGAGUAGAAGUCCAGCAGGAGUUUGUAAGAGUGACCUCAAAUCUCACCUAAACAAGACGUUCCAGUGUGUGUUUGAGGGGAUUGCUAAAGCAGGAAACCCAACCCUUCUGAAUCAGAUGUUCACAGAGAUCUACAUCACAAAGGGAGGGACUGCAGCGGUCAGACAGAUUGAAACAGCA
Messenger RNA from Perca fluviatilis (European perch), 1155 nucleotides. RefSeq lists its product as uncharacterized. The transcript has 8 exons. The record is from RefSeq and is a predicted model, not a curated record. The annotation marks the transcript as partial. Lineage: Eukaryota; Metazoa; Chordata; Actinopteri; Perciformes; Percidae.